Molecule: messenger RNA, 768 nt
Organism: Arabis nemorensis
Lineage: Eukaryota; Viridiplantae; Streptophyta; Magnoliopsida; Brassicales; Brassicaceae
Source: the annotation of a GenBank genome assembly
AUGUUGAAAGAGCUUGAAGAUAGGCUGAUGGAAAGAAUGAGGGAAGGGUUUGAAAAGGUGAAUGAUGCUCAUUUGGAUUUAGAGAAGAAGGUCCAGCGCUUAAAGGAAAAAGUACAGGCUAUUAGAGGUCAUGGAUACUCUUGGGAUGGGUUCGAGAGAGAUGAUAACGAGUAUGUAGGGGAGCCAUCAGGGACUGCGAUGGACAUCGAUGAGCAAGAAGAAGAAGAAGAGAAAGAGGAAGAAGAGAAAGAAGAAGAGAAAGGAGAAGAAGACAAAGAGGAAGAGGAGAAAGAAGAAGAGGAAGAGAAAGAAGAAGGAGACAAAGAGGAAGAGGAGAAAGAAGAAGAGGAAGAGGAAGAGGAGAAAGAAGAAGGAGACAAAGAGGAAGAGAACGAAGAAGAAGAGAAAGGAGAAGAAGAGAAAGAGGAAGAGGAGAAAGAAGAAGGAGACAAAGAGGAAGAGAAAGAAGAAGAAGAAGAGAAAGGAGAAGAAGAGGAAGAGAAAGAAGAAGAGGAGAAAGAAGAAGAAGAGAAAAGAGAAGAGGAAGAGAAAGAAAAAGAAGCAGAAGGAGCUAAGAAGAAGAGAAAGGCUAAGAGAGAGAAGAAACCAUCUAUGUACAAGAAAGAGCCUUAUACUUCUGAUGGAAAAAAAAAAGGUUCCAAAGGAGAGGGAACGAACAAGAACACAGGAGGAGGCACAAAGGUUGGGAGAAAGAGGAAAAACGCUGGAGAAGCUACCAAGGCUCCAAAGAAACAUAAGAAGAAGUGA